This is a messenger RNA of Orcinus orca (killer whale), 2554 nucleotides long. RefSeq names its product cartilage oligomeric matrix protein (gene COMP). Gene Ontology annotation, biological process: cell adhesion. Gene Ontology annotation, molecular function: calcium ion binding. The record is from RefSeq and is a predicted model, not a curated record. The transcript is spliced from 19 exons. Gene Ontology annotation, cellular component: extracellular region. Lineage: Eukaryota; Metazoa; Chordata; Mammalia; Artiodactyla; Delphinidae. Bases 139 to 2409 code for a protein of 756 amino acids.
CUGUUUACCUUGAGGCUGGACGCUGGGCAGGGCCGCGGAGGGCCGUCCCCGGGGCCGGCCGCGCCGCCGGCAUAAAUAGGACACGCGGGCCUCGUGGGCGGCAGAGAGCGAGCCGCUGUCCAGCUCCCCGCCGCCGUCAUGGUCCUCACCGCCGCCCGCGUUCUCUUGCUCACCCUGGCUGCCCUCGGCGCAUCGGGCCAGGGGCAGAUCCCGCUGGGUGCAGACCUGGGCCCGCAGAUGCUACGCGAACUACAGGAGACCAACGCGGCGCUGCAGGAUGUGCGGGAACUGCUGAGGCAGCAGGUCAAGGAGAUCACGUUUCUGAAAAACACGGUGAUGGAGUGUGACGCGUGCGGGAUGCAACCCGCGCGCACCCCCAGACUGAGCGUGAGGCCCCUAAGCCAGUGCGCGCCCGGCUUCUGCUUCCCCGGCGUGGCUUGUACCGAGACAGCAAGCGGCCCGCGCUGCGGACCCUGCCCCGCAGGCUUCAGCGGCAACGGCUCGCACUGCGCCGAUGUCAACGAGUGCAACGCCCAUCCCUGCUUCCCCCACGUCCGCUGCAUCAACACCAGUCCGGGCUUCCGCUGCGAGGCUUGCCCGCCGGGGUACAGCGGCCCCACCCACGAGGGCGUGGGGCUGGCCUUCGCCAAGGCCAAUAAGCAGGUUUGCACGGACAUUAACGAGUGUGAGACUGGGCAGCAUAACUGCGUCCCCAACUCCGUAUGCGUCAAUACCCUGGGCUCCUUCCAGUGCGGCCCGUGCCAGCCCGGCUUCGUGGGAGACCAGGCAUCAGGCUGUCGUCGGCGCGCACAGCGCUUCUGCCCCGACGGCACGCCCAGCCCGUGCCACGAGAAGGCCGACUGCGUCCUGGAGCGUGAUGGGUCGCGAUCCUGCGUGUGCGGUGUCGGCUGGGCUGGCAACGGGGUCUUCUGCGGCAGCGACACAGAUUUGGACGGCUUUCCCGACGAGAAGCUGCGCUGCUCAGAGCGCCAGUGCCGAAAGGACAACUGCGUGGCGGUGCCCAACUCAGGGCAGGAGGACGUGGAUCGCGACGGCAUCGGAGACGCCUGCGACCCGGAUGCCGACGGGGACGGCGUCCUCAACGAGAAGGACAACUGCCCGCUGGUGCGGAACCCAGACCAGCGCAAUGCGGACGGCGACAAGUGGGGCGAUGCAUGCGACAACUGCCAGUCCCAGAAGAACGACGAUCAGAAGGACACAGAUAACGACGGCCGAGGCGACGCCUGCGACGACGACAUAGACGGCGACCGGAUCCGCAACGCAGUGGACAACUGCCCCAGGGUGCCCAACUCAGACCAGAAGGACAGUGAUGGCGAUGGUGUAGGGGAUGCCUGUGACAACUGUCCUCAGAAGAGCAACGCAGACCAGAGGGAUGUGGACCACGACUUUGUGGGAGAUGCUUGUGACAGCGACCAAGACCAGGAUGGGGAUGGGCACCAGGACUCGCGGGACAACUGCCCCACAGUGCCCAACAGCGCCCAGCAGGACUCAGACCACGAUGGCCAGGGUGACGCCUGUGACGACGAUGAUGACAACGAUGGGGUCCCCGACAGUCGGGACAACUGCCGCCUGGUGCCGAACCCGGGCCAGGAAGACGUGGACCGGGACGGCGUGGGCGACGCGUGCCAGGGGGACUUUGAUGCAGACAAGGUGGUGGACAAGAUCGAUGUGUGUCCGGAGAACGCUGAGGUCACCCUCACCGACUUCCGGGCCUUCCAGACGGUCGUGCUGGACCCCGAGGGCGACGCGCAGAUAGACCCUAACUGGGUGGUGCUCAACCAGGGGAUGGAGAUCGUGCAGACGAUGAACAGCGACCCUGGCCUGGGUGUGGGUUACACGGCCUUCAAUGGCGUGGACUUCGAAGGCACGUUCCACGUGAACACGGUCACGGAUGACGACUACGCGGGUUUCAUCUUUGGCUACCAGGACAGCUCCAGCUUCUAUGUGGUCAUGUGGAAGCAGAUGGAGCAGACAUACUGGCAGGCAAACCCCUUCCGUGCAGUGGCGGAGCCUGGCAUCCAGCUCAAGGCCGUGAAGUCCUCCACAGGCCCUGGGGAGCAGCUUCGGAAUGCACUGUGGCACACGGGGGACACAGAGUCACAGGUGCGGCUGCUGUGGAAGGACCCCCGCAAUGUAGGCUGGAAGGACAAGACGUCCUACCGCUGGUUCCUGCAGCACCGGCCCCAAGUGGGCUACAUCAGAGUGAGGUUCUACGAGGGCCCGGAGCUGGUUGCGGACAGCAAUGUGGUCCUGGACACGACCAUGCGGGGAGGCCGCUUGGGAGUCUUCUGCUUCUCCCAGGAGAACAUCAUCUGGGCCAACCUGCGCUACCGCUGCAAUGACACCAUCCCUGAGGACUACGAGGUCCAGAGGCUGCUGCAGGCCUAGGGACACAGGUGAGGACCCGCCACUGGAUGACGGCCACCCUCACGGCUGCCCUCACUGUGGGAGGCCAUCAGCACCCGGCCCCAAGAGGCAGCUGGCCUGGUGGGGAGGGAGAGGGGCUCAAAGAGGACAAAAUAAAGUGUGUGUG